Grammomys surdaster is the source of this 1664-nucleotide messenger RNA. RefSeq names its product aprataxin and PNK-like factor. Gene Ontology annotation, cellular component: site of double-strand break; nucleus. The record is from RefSeq and is a predicted model, not a curated record. NCBI's taxonomy places the organism in Eukaryota, Metazoa, Chordata, Mammalia, Rodentia, Muridae. Gene Ontology annotation, molecular function: DNA-(apurinic or apyrimidinic site) endonuclease activity; protein binding; 3'-5' exonuclease activity. The coding region runs from base 167 to 1519 and encodes 450 amino acids. The transcript is spliced from 9 exons. Gene Ontology annotation, biological process: double-strand break repair.
UCCUGCACGAAUCACAGGCUCUCAAAGAGUGGGGAUUCCGGAAAGGGAAGGAGCACACUCACUAGAAAAGGAGCCUCGGGUCUCACACCCCUUCGGGACAUGCCCGGCGUGUCUGAGGCAGGUGGCUGCGAGGUAUCUCCUGGCGAAUGAACCUGCUGUUACCGCCAUGUCUUCGGACUUCUUUCUGCAGCCUUUGGACGGCGGUCCCCGCGUGCCCGUGGGGCCGGGACAGACUGUGAUAGGCCGCGGGCCGCUGCUGGGAAUAACAGACAAAAGAGUAUCCAGAAGACAUGCCAUUCUUGAAGUGGCAGAUAGUCAGCUUCGAAUCAAACCAAUCCAUAGGAAUCCAUGUUUCUACCAGUCCUCAGAGAAGAGCCAGCUCUCGCCAAUGGAGACACAUGUGUGGAGCCGGCUGAAUCCUGGGGAUAGCUUUUCCUUGUUACUCGACAAGUACGCUUUCCGUGUUUUCUCUGCAGAAUCUGAAGUGGAAAUGGAGUGUACUCUAAGAAACAGUCAGAUGCUUGAUGAAGGUGAUAUAUUGAGUGAGAUGCAGAAGUCCCCUGUGGUUGACUUACCUGAUAAGACAACUGGUGCCUCACAGCUACAAGGAAGCCCCGGAAUAACCAAGACCAACUGUCCCACCAUAGAUCCUAUGGUGAGAAACUCCUCUUCAGAUGAAUGCAGAGCUCUCAGUGAGCACCAGCCAAAUCCUACCCAGAGGAAAAGAAUCCUCCCAGUCUGGAUGUUAGGGGAAAGUCUAAGUGAUCAGAGCCUUUCCACACCUGUUGAGGGUGGAGAUAAGGCUGCCAUCCAGAGGAGUGGAAAAGAAGGAACCUGUGAAGACAGAACCCCAGUGAACACAGCAUGGCAUGGGAGAAAGCGGUUUAUUCCAUCAGGAAAUCCAAAAAGUGUGUCAGCAGAACAAGACCCUGGGAAGAAAUGCAGAAAAUCUGGCCAAGAAGGACCAGGUGUUUCAUCUGAGAAUGUUCCAGACUCUUCAUCUCCAGUCACAGUAAGUGGCCCAGAUGUGGAUACUGUGAAGACAGAUAAAGGGAGCAGUGCAGGUUCAAUAGAGGAACUUGAUGAAGUCUCUAAGUAUAAAGCCACCACCAAAUCAACCUCAAAUGAAGAGGGCAAGGCAGUGAGCCAUCCCGAGAGUCAUGCAAGUGUCCAAAGCAAGUCAUUUCCUGAGAAAUCUCAAGGAUGCCACCCUGAGUCCAGCUCUGCUCCCUCCAGUCCUGGUGCUUCACACACAGACACAGCUGAUUCAGUGCUAAGCUGUUCAGAAGACAGCAAGGUCCGGAGGACGUCCUGCAUGUAUGGGGCCAACUGCUACAGGAAGAAUCCUCUUCAUUUUCAACACUUCAGCCACCCUGGUGAUAGUGAUUAUGGAGAUGAACACAUCAGAGACGAAGGUGUGACUGGUGACAGGCCAGAGUGUCCCUAUGGGGCAUCUUGUUACAGGAAGAACCCCCAGCACAAGAUGGAAUAUAGGCACAGUGCAGUUCCAGGUAAGUAACUACUUCAGUCAACUCAAAAGAAACCUUUGAGUAAUUCUCCAAUUAAACUGGGUAUUUCAAAAAUAUUGUUGCUUAUAUGAGUUAUUGUUGUUGAUUUAAGUUACUUCUCCUAGAUUAUUUUUAAUGAAUUUUUAGUUGAAUCUU